CACUUGUUCGGUGCCUCGCAAAGCGUGAGGCUUGAAAGAAAAGUAGCCUCCUCAGUGCGACGAAGUAAAUUCAACGCUUCGCCUAAGCGAAGCCGGAAGCCGGCGGGAGCUGCGCAUUUCGCUUCGCGUCGACAACUCUUUGGUCGACGUUCAUUGGACCAAUCGGCGUGGCGACGGGGGGGCGGGGUCUGCGGCAAACGAACAGGCGAGCGAGCUGCGGAGCCGGAGGAGAGCAACAGAGAGGGAGACCGCACACAUCAUCCAUCCAUCCCUACCGAGCGACGGUUACCGCUAUCUGUGGUCUGUGCUGCGAUGUUGAUCCUGGACGUUUUGUCCCCGCUCCUCCUCCUCCUCCUCUCCAUCCUGUUGCCGGGCUACGGUUGCCGGGCGGCGGACAUUCCGGAGGACACUACAGCAGAGUUCUCGGCGAGACUGUACCACCAGCUGCAGGCGGCGGGGGGUCAGGAGAACAUCAUUUUCUCCCCGCUCAGCGUGGCCGUGGCCCUGGGCAUGGUGGAGCUGGGGGCCAGAGGGGCUUCGCUGGAGCAGAUCCGACAGGCGGUCGGGUUCAGCCACCUGCUGCCAGGCGCGGAGUUUUCUUUGCUCCAGAACCUCACGGCUGCUCUGUCGAAUGACGACGCCCGCUACGUGAUCCGACUGGCCAACAGCCUCUACCUGCAGGAGGGCGUCACGUUCAACCCCGAGUUCCUGCACCUGAUGAGGAAGUAUUUCCGAGCCGACGUGGAAACGGUCGAUUUCAGCGAGUCCGCGGCCGUGGCUGACCAGAUCAACAGCUGGGUGGAGAAUCGCACUGAGAGUAAGAUCCGCGAGCUGCUGUCAGCCGAAGACUUCAGCAGCGUGACGCGCCUGACCCUGGUGAACGCCAUCUACUUCAGGGGCUCCUGGAAAAACCAGUUCAGGCCCGAGAACACCAGAACCUUCUCUUUCAGCAAAGACGACGGCUCUGAAGUGCAGACGCUCAUGAUGUACCAACAGGGAGACUUCUACUACGGUGAGUUCAGCGACGGCUCCCAGGAAGCCGGCGGCGUGUACCAGGUGUUGGAGAUGCCCUACGAAGGAGAGGACGUGUCCAUGAUGAUCGUCCUGCCGCGACAGGAGGUGCCGCUUGCUUCGCUGGAGCCCAUCAUCAAAGCACCGCUGCUGGAGGAGUGGGCUAACAAUGUCAAACGGCAGAAAGUGGAAGUCUACCUACCUCGGUUCAAAGUGGAGCAGAGGAUUGACCUGAGGAGCACUCUGCAGGAGCUGGGAAUAAAAAACAUCUUCACCAAUGAUGCCGAUCUCUCCGCCAUGACAGAUGGUAAAGACCUGUUCAUUGGGAAGGCAGUGCAGAAGGCCUACCUGGAGGUGACUGAGGAGGGGGCUGAGGGGGCUGUUGGCUCAGGAAUGAUUGCCCUGACCAGGACUCUCGUGCUGUACCCCCAGGUCAUGGCAGACCACCCCUUCUUCUUCGUCAUCAGGAACAGAAGGACAGGGUCCAUCCUCUUCAUGGGCAGGGUCAUGACCCCAGAGGUCAUUGAGCCCAACGACCAAGACUUUGACUCCAUGUAACCACAGCAUGAGGUCACUCAACCUCAGCCAAUCGGAAUCCUGACGUCGUUAAAUGCUACCUAUUCUCGAUCACCAUCUUCAGCUGUGUUUUAUACCCUUUACGGAAAGAAAAAAAAAGAUAUAUAAACUGGAUAUUACAUGAUAUAUUAUAUAUUGAAAUAUGACAUGACGUUACAACGUGAUUGUGUUUUGGUACUGGGAGCUUUAAACUCUUGGAUACAGACGUGCAAGAGAGGCAAAGUUGUAAAUAUUCCUCUAGAGACGGACGGUUUGUACAUGAGCCAGAGAACACAAUGAUAUGUAAUCCACGCACUGCCCCUUUAAGUUCAGCAGCUUCGCACUCACCUGCACCCACACACACAGAAAGAAAAUCUUCUUCAAUAGAAUAUCCCUCCUUCUUACUGCAGAUACAGAAUGUGCACACUGUACGUUUCUUUAAUUACAUCCCUGUACAUUUGACAUUGUGUUCUAUACACACACACACACACACACACACACACACACACACACACACACACACACACAUAUAUGCUGAGUAUUUAUUGCAGAAUAAACGUGCAAACAUUUUGUCCUUAUACAAUGAAUCUUAGUAAUGUAUCUGUUCCAGACAGUGUUCCAGUCAUUUCUACACCGUAGGGCACGUGGCUGAACUGCUGAUAUGAACUAAUAUGCCUUAUCACAUCGGAGUGGUUGAUGAAGCCCCGGCUGGGCAUGAUCUCACAGGUGAGCAAGAGUAGACUGCGUAACUAAGGCGGGUUGCUAUGGAGACAGACUGGCGCAUGCAGGGCACACUGGAAAGAUCUGCUGCACCUUUUACGGAUGAACAUACAGUGAGAAACGGUAACGCCAGCUGUAUUCAGUCUUUUACUCAAUAAAAAAAAAAGAAGAAUGUGUUUCCGUUAA
This is a messenger RNA of Scophthalmus maximus (turbot), 2472 nucleotides long. RefSeq names its product serpin peptidase inhibitor, clade I (neuroserpin), member 1 (gene serpini1). Lineage: Eukaryota; Metazoa; Chordata; Actinopteri; Pleuronectiformes; Scophthalmidae. The transcript is spliced from 9 exons. Gene Ontology annotation, biological process: negative regulation of endopeptidase activity. The coding region runs from base 313 to 1569 and encodes 418 amino acids. The record is from RefSeq and is a predicted model, not a curated record. Gene Ontology annotation, molecular function: serine-type endopeptidase inhibitor activity.